AUGAGUCUGGCAAGCAAAAGCGUUGCACCUGCGCUACGGGUGACAAUGCUUUUGUCCAGGAUCCCACUGAUAAGUCCACAAGAAUCCACUUUUGAGAAGCAGUAUCGACAGUACCAAGCGGAGUUGGAAAAAAGGCUGAUGUGGACUUUCCCUUCUUAUUACUACUUCAAAAAGGGUACAUUGUCUGAACACAAGUUUCUCAGUGCACAGAAAAAUCCCACAGUAAAACAGCCUGGUGUUUGGUAUCCGAAAGGUGCCCCAAAUCUGAAGCAUAAUAGAGAAAGAUCAAUGAAACAGGAAGUUACCUUACCUAGACAAGACUCCCAGGAUGACAGCGGUAUCAUGAGACCAAUUGUUUUGAAUCCUACUGAGACGGAAGAUGACAAGAAGGGGAUUCUAACCAGUUUAGAAAGGAAACUGAGAAACUCUCUCUAUCUGGUUGUCAAGGACAACGACAAAAACCCUUGGAGAUUUCCAACGUUUCCAACCCAAGAUGACAAGCCUCUCCAUCUUACUGCGGAAGAGGGCUUGAAACAAAUUGGUGGCGAGAGCAUUAAUAUUUGGUCUGUAUCAGCGAAACCGGUCGCUGUCAUAGAAGAUGCUGAGAAUAAGUUGUGUGAUUUUUUGGUAAAAUCGCACAUUGUAGCUGGACAGUUUAGCUCAACACCCAGUACUGAGAUUGAGCACAAAUGGCUCACAAAAGAUGAGCUCAAGACACUUUUCGAAGAAAGUUAUUAUUCGAAGAUUGAAUUCUUAUUGAACUAA
Messenger RNA from Huiozyma naganishii CBS 8797, 765 nucleotides. RefSeq names its product mitochondrial 54S ribosomal protein mL46 (gene MRPL17). The record is from RefSeq and is a predicted model, not a curated record. Gene Ontology annotation, molecular function: structural constituent of ribosome. NCBI's taxonomy places the organism in Eukaryota, Fungi, Ascomycota, Saccharomycetes, Saccharomycetales, Saccharomycetaceae. Bases 1 to 765 code for a protein of 254 amino acids. Gene Ontology annotation, cellular component: mitochondrial large ribosomal subunit. The transcript has a single exon.